This is a messenger RNA of Bombyx mandarina (wild silkworm), 1840 nucleotides long. RefSeq lists its product as uncharacterized. NCBI's taxonomy places the organism in Eukaryota, Metazoa, Arthropoda, Insecta, Lepidoptera, Bombycidae. The record is from RefSeq and is a predicted model, not a curated record.
AUAUCUACUCUUCUUUCGCAGAUAACCAAGACUUGGCUUAAACAAGAUGGCGGCGUCACGUGAAAUACUUCCACAAAAUGGCGGACAUGGCAACGUCAGACUGCACCCGUAUUUCAUUGCGGUGCUACGGUGGUGUGCUUCGAGCUUAUGGAGGACGGUCACCGUUUUCCUGCAUCGAUUAGUCGCCGUCAGACUGCCGCAAAUCAAAGCGAAACCAGUCAAAACGAAGCUUAGGGUGCCGGGGACCGACCACCUGGACCCCGUGCCUCGCGUGGAGUGCGUGGUCCUGCACGAGCCGCCUUCUCCUACCCUCGACGUCAUCUUCGUCCAUGGGCUAUACGGAUCCUUAAGCAAUACUUGGCGUCAAGGCGAUUGGAAACCAACAUACAAAAGCGAACCGGAAUUAAAGACUCUGAUAAACCACACUUCGAAAACCCUCGAUAACGCAGACAAUGUUAAAAUGAAUAACGCUAACGCCGAUAACGUAACGGCUGAGAACGUUAACGGGAGCUUUAGAAGGAUUCUGCCUAACGAGGAAGCUCUGAUAACGGAGCGAUUUUACGACGAAUCAGAUCCGGGUGAGGGGGUCGAGGAUUACGACGCCCAAGCGAGAUUCGUUCAGGACCUGUUCAAGGGUCACUGCGGGGAGUGUGUGACGCGUGUUAACCGUAACGAUUGCGAAUGCGUUAAACCGCCUGAUCAGGGUAACGCCUGCGAAUGCUAUGGGGACAGUAGACCUUGUGACGCGGGCUGUGGGUGUCUCUGCGACGCUUGCUACUCCGAUUGUUGGCCCCGGGACUGGAUCAAGAUCGACUUCCCGGGGGCCAGAGUCAUAUCGGUUAACUACACGAGCGAUCCGUAUCUGUGGCGGCCGUUAUGGAUCCGAGAAAUAAAGAGACUGCGCCUACACGAGCGCGCCGAACAAAUGACCGCCCAACUUUUGGAGCUGGGGGUCGGGCGGAGACCCAUCGUGUGGGUCGGACAUUCCAAGGGGGGACUGUUUAUAAAACAGAUAUACUGUGAUGCUUAUGAAGCACACUUGAAGUUAAUUAAUGCCAAAAAUAAACAUAGUGCUAGUAAUAAUAAUAUCGAAUUUAAGACAUACAAUCAUUGUGAUGAUCAUAAUGGGCGGGAAGAGGGCGAAGGAUUUGUUGGGAAGCUAGAUUCAAUAGAGAUCCUAUGCGAGAAGGAUAAUGAUAAGCAUAUGGGAGAGGGCAGCGAGAUGUGUAGCGAGAAAUCGUAUACCAAACGGGAUAUUCUCGAAGACGGCGCGGGAUAUAAUGACUGCGAGCAUACGAAGACCGGUGGUGCGAAUGAAGAUAAUCGCUAUAACGAUGAUGCUGUAAUUUUGGAUGAAUUGUCAGCACGUGCUGGCCUGUGGACCAGCAGCUCCGGGUUCAUGUUUUAUUCGGUGCCGCACCGAGGGUCGCCGCUGGCGGACAUCAAGACCCCAAUAACAGCCAGGAGCAUCGAACUCCUGGAGAUCAGCCAAAACAGCCGGUCUACCUUGUCGCUGCAGUCCCGCUGGAUGUCAGCGGUGCGCAGCGGCAGCGCCACCGUCUGCAGCCUGGUGGAAACCCGGCGGACCCUCAUGUCCGUGCUCUGGCUCCGGAUCGUCAGCUUACAAUCGGCCGACGCGGGAGUGGGGUCUGUGGAGGGUGCUGGCGUGGACCAUCGCCAGGUCUGCAAGCCAUCCAGCCGCCGGUGUCCACUCUACACCAGACUCACCGCCCUCAUACACACAGCGACUCGCAAUAAAACAUACCAACAAUACUAUGUUGUAUUACUUUACCCCACUAAUCAAACCCUCGCAUUAUUUUCUUGUCUCAUUCAUCGAUAA